UAUGUUCUAUUCGUCCAAACGAAUAACUUAUUUGUCUCAUUUUCUCCACAAAUCACAAAUCGAAUUAGAAAACUCCUCCGUCAUUCACAACGAAAAUGGAUUUUAACUUUUUUUACGAAAGAGUGCACAUCUAUUUUUUAAAGUAAAUCCGGUUUUUUUUUAAUUAUACCUGACUGUGGUUUUAAAAGUUUGACCUCAAACUAUUUUACGAAACAGUUUUAGGUCAAAAGGGCGGUUCCUUUAGUUUAGACGAACCAGAGCAAAGGACGACUGAUAAUUUCUCCUGAAGUUGCUUUAAUCCCAGGCAAGGCAAAUGACGAGGGUCUCCAAAAAAAGUGCAGGAUCCAAGGCUGAAUAAAAGCAGCUCUCUGGAAUUAUAAAAAGGGGAAGAUUAGAAGAAGAAAUAUUGUAAGUCGGGAAAAAUGGCUUACGAUGAUGUUAUUCUUCGGAUGGGCGAGUUUGGUCGUUAUCAGCGCAGGAUUUAUUUGUUAUUAUGCCUUCCUGCAAUUAUUUGUGCCUUUCACAAAAUGGCGGGAGUUUUUCUUGCUGGCCAAUCGGAUACAAGAUGUCUUCUGCCUGUAGAAAAACUAGAAAAUGCAACAUACGGAUUGCCGGCGGAUUUCGUGAACGUGAGCUAUCCCGUAGAUUCAAAAACUAGUAUGAGAAAAGAAAGACCAUCUCAAUGUCGAAAAUAUGAUAUAAAUAUUCCCUCGACAGUUACAACUUUGGAUCAAUAUUAUUUGUUUGCGACAACUGAAAACAAAAAAUGGAACACCACAUCCUGCGAAAAUUUCGUUUAUAACAGGACUGUAUACAGCAGUACAGUAGUGUCGGAAUGGAACUUGGUGUGCGAAAAGUCCUGGUGGUUAGCAACCGGUGACUCUUUGUUCAUGGUAGGAGUCAUGCUUGGAUCGAUGAUUUUCGGAUAUUUAUCCGAUAAGUAUGGACGACGGCCAAUUUUUUUCAUUUCUUUGGUCAUUCAACUGGUUGGUGGAAUUAUAGUUGGUGUAGCUCCCAACUUUGUCACCUACGUCAUCUUCAGAUCAAUUGUUGGCUCCACCACAAGUGGUGUUUUCCUCGUCGCUUAUGUCAUAGCACUCGAAAUGGUUGGCCCUAAAAAAAGAUUAAUCGCUGGUGUCGGUGUUCAGUUGUUCUUUACAAUUGGUUACAUCAUGACUGCUGGAUUUGCUUAUUUCAUCAGAGACUGGAGAAUGUUGCAGAUUGCUCUCACUCUUCCCAAUAUAUUGUUCUUAGUUUAUUGGUGGUUUAUUCCCGAGUCAGCUCGCUGGUUAUUGACCAAGGGUCGAACUCAGGACGCGAAAGAUUUGCUACAAAGAGCAUCCAGGGAAAAUGGUGUGGAAAUUGCAGAUGAAACAAUGGAGGUGCUCUUAAAUGAUAGUAAUGAAGACACCACUCCAGAUGAAAAUAAACCAUCGCUGUUUGAUUUGUUCCGGUAUCCCAAUUUAAGGAAGAAGAGUUUGUUAAUAUUUUUCAAUUGGUUUAUAAACAGCGGGACAUACUACGGGCUUUCUUGGGGCUCCUCAAAACUCAGUGAAAACGAAUUCGUCACUUUCGUUAUUUCUGGUGUUGUUGAAAUACCCGCCUACUUUUUCCUCAUUUUCACAUUGAAUAGAUGGGGCAGGAAGGUAAUUUUGUGUGGUUGUAUGAUUGCCUCCGGGCUAUUUUUAGUCGCGACUCUUCUCGUUCCUGCAGAUAUGGAUUGGUUGACCAUAACAUUUGUUAUGAUCGCUAAGUUUGCGAUUACGUCGUCGUACGGUGCUAUUUAUGUCUUCACGGCCGAACAGUUCCCAACAGUUGUACGGAAUGUCGGCCUCGGAGCAAGCUCUACGUUUGCGAGAAUAGGUGGUGUCAUUGCACCUUACAUUAAUCAUCUAGCUAAUGUUUGGUAUCCUUUACCAAACGUUAUUUACGGAGCGGCCGCACUUUUCGCAGGCCUCCUGUCACUAUUAUUGCCAGAAACUCUCAAUAAGAAAUUACCCGAGUCCAUCCAAGAUGGAGAACAGUUCGGAAAGAAAGUCAAAAAGAAGAAAAAGAAGGUUAUGGAUCAGCAGAUGAGUGAGCUCGAAUCUUUGAAGCCCUUGAAGCCCCAAGAAAACGGAAUUCACGAGAAGCAAAACGGAUGACGUCGUUGAUAGGAAAAAAAAAGUUUGGUUAUCCUCAAAGUAUUUUAUGCAUUCCUCUCCGUACCCUUAAAAAGAGUAUUGGCGAAAAGUGCUCAGCACACGAAUCAUCGAAAAGAAAGUGGUAGCGCAAAUCCAAUUUUGUCAAUAGUGUACCAAGAGUUCAAUUAUAAAAUAGUUGAAUUUAAUUGGCAAAAUAAGCGUCAAUUCGCAUCGAAUCUUCCGAGGUUCAAAAUGGUAUGAACAAAUGUUCAAAAAUAGGUACAAUUAAUCAGGUUCAUUACGUCGAUAUUGUUAUACUUUCUACGAGUUUUUUUUUUUAUAAAACAAUAACUGAUGCAAAAAA
Messenger RNA from Belonocnema kinseyi, 2487 nucleotides. RefSeq names its product organic cation transporter protein-like (gene Orct). Gene Ontology annotation, molecular function: transmembrane transporter activity. Bases 423 to 2144 code for a protein of 573 amino acids. Gene Ontology annotation, cellular component: membrane. Lineage: Eukaryota; Metazoa; Arthropoda; Insecta; Hymenoptera; Cynipidae. The transcript is spliced from 11 exons. Gene Ontology annotation, biological process: transmembrane transport. The record is from RefSeq and is a predicted model, not a curated record.